CGUUCAGCUUAUGACCCUAUCAAAUCGUCUUCUGAAUUAUCUACCUAACCCAACAGCCUAGCAAGCCUUCAAUGGAGCCUCGAUAUGAGGGCGCCAAUGUGUGCUGUGCCCCCUUGGAAGUAACCGGUUAGUUACGGAAUUCUUGGGAGUUUCUAAUGGAGAAAAGAAAAAGGUAAAUUACUUGUGACAACUAAGUUUCUUUGUUCCGAACAUACCUAAUCUUUUAAUAUCAUCUUAUUGAUCUCUCUCCCCUGUUUUCUUGUAUUCUCCAUUUCAGUAUCUCCAAACUUGAACAUCACCAAUUCAAAAUUCUUCAAUCUCAAUGGGAAACCUGCGCAAAGUUUUCGCUGUCUCAGCGCUGGCGGCGGCCGCUGCCCGGGCCCAAGACCUCCGACAGCCUAUCGUCGGCUGUGCGGACCUCGAAUGCCCUGCUAGCAGCAGAGGGGAUGUAAAUGAUAACUGCACAGUAGCAGACACGGGCUCGUACAUCUACGUCGGACUCACGCGCAUACCGACUGACAAUGACGCACUCUCGGGAAUAUCCUGGUCCAAGGGCUUUAACGUCGGCUCAUCCGACAACAAGCGAGAGUUUCAAAGCACGUUCUACCUCGGCACACCGCCGGACCUGCAAUUGAAUAAUUCAACCGGCGCGUGCGCCGUCUUCCUCCACGGAGCGUCUCAGAAUAUAGCCUUCCCGGGCGAGGACAGCGAACCUGCACAGGGAACGUGUACGGACGCCCUGGGCUCGUCCUGUGUCGACGCGUUGGUCUCGCGGGCUAGAACUCUGGUGAAUGGAUAUAACAGCGGCAGCGAGAGCCUCUCCAUCUCCGAGGCAUGCUCCAGACUGCAACAAGAUCUGGAAGAUAGCAAUGACCAAGCCUGCACGCGGGUCUCCAAGGGACAUUGGAGCAAUUUCACUAGUGUCGCCUUAACCGGCGAAGGUGCACCGCAACCCAUCACCCAGCAGCAAAACUCAUCGUCGACCUGCUGGCCUGUCAUCCCCAAACAGGAUGAUCUCACCCUAGUUAGCCAGUACAACUAUACCGGGGGUAACCUAGCCAGCGAAUUAGAGGAGGCUAUGUUUGCCAUCACGCCGAUCAUCACGGUCUUCUACUCGGCAGGUAACGGAAGUCUGGCCACCGAUACCGAGGCUUCUCUGUCCUGCGUCAAAGUCGUGGGGCCCGCAAGAGCGUCUCUGUCUACCAUUAACAAUGGUUCUAACGACCACGACGGCAGCGGGGCUAUGGGAUUAUCGUCGACGCAGUCGUUGCUAUCGGCCGCGCUAGUCGCAGGUGGUGCCGCAUAUUUCAUUAGUAUUUAGAGGUUUAUAGGAUUAGAUUGGCAUUUUUGACGAUAGGAGUACGCGGAGUCGGUGUUGUUGGAUUACGCACUUUGGGCCAGAUUGAAGGCAUGUCUAUUAGGUCAUGGGAUUUGUAGCAAAAGUUCACAGCGGGACGGGGAAAGGAGGCACUCCUAUUUUCUUUUGAGCGUUUUGGUACUUGGACGG
This is a messenger RNA of Daldinia caldariorum, 1507 nucleotides long. RefSeq lists its product as uncharacterized. Lineage: Eukaryota; Fungi; Ascomycota; Sordariomycetes; Xylariales; Hypoxylaceae. The transcript is spliced from 4 exons. Bases 323 to 1321 code for a protein of 332 amino acids. The record is from RefSeq and is a predicted model, not a curated record.